This is a messenger RNA of Peromyscus californicus insignis, 4579 nucleotides long. RefSeq names its product CXADR like membrane protein (gene Clmp). The record is from RefSeq and is a predicted model, not a curated record. Gene Ontology annotation, cellular component: membrane; cytoplasmic microtubule; cell surface. The coding region runs from base 497 to 1615 and encodes 372 amino acids. NCBI's taxonomy places the organism in Eukaryota, Metazoa, Chordata, Mammalia, Rodentia, Cricetidae. The transcript has 8 exons.
AUUGUGAGGGAGAAAAAUAUACAAAAGAGUAGAGAGAUCUAGGAGAGAAAAGACAGAAUUGAGAAGGCCGCAUCCACCGGCUCUUGGCCGAACUGCUGCAGCUUCUCUCCUAUACCGCAUCAAUUGGCACCGAGCGCCCCCCUCGAUCACCCCGGGCCGCGGCCCUCCCUCCCGGGUGGGAGUCGGUUUUCUUUCCAAACAGGGAAAAGUGUUCCACGAAGCGGUAGCGCCUUGCCGCCUCGCCUUCUCCUCCCUGACCCGGGGCCCAGCCCCCGUCCGGGCGCCAGCUGGUGGAGCCAGGGCUAGAAGCCUUCCGUGCCCCGGGAGCGCAGAGCGCAAGGGACCCGGGCGCGGGGCCGGCGCCCGCACAUGGCUGCAGCCCCCCGCGCGCACCCCGAGGCGCCGCGCCCUGCUAGCAGAAGGUCCGUCGGCUGCGCUCGGUCUCCCUGCAGCCGGGCAGCGCUGAGCCGGGAAGCGCCCGUGUCCGGGGAUCGGGAUGUCCCUCUUCUUCCUCUGGCUAGUAUCCUAUUAUGUUGGAACGUUGGGGACUCACACUGAGAUCAAGAGAGUGGCGGAGGAAAAGGUUACCUUGCCCUGUCACCAUCAACUGGGGCUUCCAGAGAAAGACACCCUGGACAUUGAAUGGCUGCUCACGGAUAAUGAAGGGAACCAGAAAGUGGUUAUUACUUACUCCAGUCGUCAUGUCUACAAUAACUUGACUGAAGAACAAAAGGGCCGAGUGGCCUUUGCUUCCAACUUCCUGGCAGGAGAUGCCUCCCUGCAAAUUGAACCUCUGAAGCCAAGCGACGAAGGCCGAUACACCUGCAAGGUGAAGAACUCAGGACGCUAUGUUUGGAGCCAUGUCAUCCUCAAAGUCCUAGUGAAACCCUCCAAGCCCAAGUGUGAGCUGGAAGGAGAGCUGACGGAGGGCAGCGACCUGAUGUUGCAGUGUGAGUCUGCCUCUGGAACGAAGCCCAUUGUGUAUUAUUGGCAGCGCAUCCGGGAGAAGGAGGGAGAGGAUGAGCACCUGCCGCCCAGAUCCAGAAUUGAUUACAACAACCCUGGCCGGGUGCUGCUGCAGAAUCUCACCAUGGACUCCUCUGGGCUCUACCAGUGCACAGCGGGCAACGAGGCUGGAAAGGAGAGCUGUGUGGUACGAGUGACGGUACAGUAUGUGCAAAGCAUCGGCAUGGUGGCAGGAGCAGUGACCGGCAUAGUGGCUGGGGCCCUGCUCAUUUUCCUCCUGAUAUGGCUGCUAAUCCGAAGGAAAAGCAAAGAGAGAUAUGAGGAAGAGGAGAGACCUAACGAGAUUCGAGAAGAUGCGGAAGCCCCCAGGGCCCGCCUCGUGAAGCCUAGCUCCUCUUCCUCAGGCUCCAGGAGCUCACGCUCUGGCUCUUCCUCCACCCGCUCCACAGGGAACAGUGCCUCGAGAAGCCAGAGGACACUGUCCAGUGAAGCGGCCCCCCAGCCGGGGGUUGCCACUCAGGCGUACAGCCUAAUAGGACCAGAAGCAAGAGGUUCUGAACCAAAGAAAGCGCACCACACGACCCUGACCAAAGCAGAAACCACACUCAGCACAAUCCCCAGCCAGAGCAAAGCCUUCCAGACUGUCUGAAUCACAGUGGACUUGACUUGCACUCUUCCAGAAGUCAGGAUCCUAGCCUAGCCACCAGAGCUCUGUUCACCAGCCACACAAGCCCCUCAGCCAGAUGAGAACUCACUUAAGUAGCUGCCAUCAUGGCACGGACCAGUUCCGACGAGCACCUUCCUUACAGGACACCAAACAAAGGACAUGGAUAGGCUGGUCAUUUCUAGAAAGGCACCUCACUGUGCCUUCAGAGUAGAAGUGGAGGCAAGGGGGGCCCAAACCAACUUUGCUGACCAGGACUUGUGGUGAAAAUAAAGGAGAGGUGAGGUUGCGUACACCUGAUCCAUCCUACCUAGGAAUGUUGCGAGUCACCACAGUCAAGAAGAAAUGGGAAUCUCAUAGAUCAAUUUUCUAUUCAUUUCUGCAAAUUGAUUGGAUUAUCGUGACUAUUCAGAUAGUCAAAACAGAAACCCACAGCCUUAUAUUAACACCUCUCUGCAACAUGUACUGGGACAAACGCUUCUAAGAAACUCACAUUAAAAAAAGAAGGAAACACUGUUUUUUCCCUACUUUGACUUGACGUCAUGUAUCCUAAGGUUUGAACAUUAAUUUGGGGAGGAUUUGAAAUAGCAGGAGACAGAGAAACGUGAUUUUCUCUUUCCUUAUCUACAACGAACCUUCCGAUUUCUAUGGAACCCUAGAAUAAUAACUAAGAAAAGAGUCCAACCUAGAUGGGACAUGAUUUUGUGAAGAACUUUCCAUUUUGAUGUUCAGAGGAUUGCCAACAGAGAUCAAAAAUAAAUCCUGGGGCAGUUGCGGGUCAUGACUCAAAUCUGACGCCCCCUAAAGACUUCUUUACUAGAUGUUUCUAGAAGAAACGAGUAUUUGCUACAGGUCACUUAAUGAAUGUCCUUAGGGAAGGAAUCCUCUAGAGAAAGUCUCUUAGGGAAGUUGGAAGGUCCCCUUUGCAUACCAUUUCCUGCUCCUCUUGCUGAGAAGCCGUGAAACCAGAAUUUCAAGACUGAUUGGAAUAGAGAGGGAAAUUAGACCUUUCCCUUAAUAGGUCAAAGGACAUUUAAUACUGGCCCAAACUUGGAGAUUCCUCUGUUUCUUUCCUUUUAGAAGGAUGUGGAUGUGGGACCUUUGAAGAUUCUAGGCCUUAAAUUUUCAAAGAUCAUUUCCUAAAGGCAUUGAAAAUACAUGCCCCAUCACUCCCCACUAAGAGGCUGAACCAGAGAGAACCUCAGCGUCUCUCUCUCAGUCUUCGCCUCCAAGAAAAGUGUAGCUGUGGGCUGGAAGGCACACAGACUACCAUUAGGGAGCAGGUGGUGAGAAAAACAAGUGGGUGGCGGGAGAGGGUUCAGCUAAUGUGUGUGUGUGUGUGUGUGUGUGUGUGUGUGUGUGUGAGUGUGUGUGUGUGGUUGGCAUUUGGGAAAGAAUUAGCAAAAAGGAUUCACCAGCAAAACUAUCAAAACAACUCAUACAAGGGAAAAGAAAGGUGUCCAAGAAAUUUAAAAAGAAAAAGGAAAAAAAAAAGCCGUCUUUCCUCGAUAAGGAUAAGUAACUUGCCUUUUAGACAGUUGUGACAAAUAGGGUUCCUAUGGCCUAGUUGCUAAGCCUGAAUUAGCCGUUCAAGGAACAAGGCAAAGUCAGCAGGUCAUGGUGGGUGGAGCACAGCAUUUCCUAUUGUUGACCAGGGCAAAGAAAGGCUGGAGGAAAGAGGAAGCGGCCGCAGCUACUGUGAUGAAGCGUUCUCUGAAGUGGUACUCAGACGGUGACAGGGAAAAGGUUGAUGCUCAAUAUUGCCCCAUUUCUCUGGCUUUUUAUCCCGACGUUUAACGUGCAGAAGAGUGUCCUCACAGAAUAUACAUACAUUUCCUUCUAAAGUGCCUGGGAAAUGAUGCUUGUGUUAAGGUGUCUAGGUUCGUUUGGGUGGGCUUCCUGCAUGCUAAAGUGACGGUCCUCACCUGAGUUUUGUCUUCCUUUGAAAGAGGUACAGAUAAGAGACAUUGGGGGAAUAACAGGGAUGCCUGUUCAUUUGAGAGAAUAGGCAUAUUUGAAAUGCUCCUUAUACUAACUCUUAUCUCAUUGUAAGAUAUUUUUUUUUAAAGCCCUUUACUCUGACUACAUUUUUAUUCCUCCUGGAGGAUGGUAUCCAGGCAACAUGUCUCUUCUGCUAUGUAAUUCUGAGAAUUCGCCUUCCUGGAGUCCCUGAGCCAAAUGAGCUCACAAUGAAGGCUGCAGCUGGGCCUCACUAGCAAUUUUCUCACUGUUUCCUGCCUUUGAGAAUCAGGUUUCCUGUCAGUGCUUCCAGAGCAGGGAUCAGUCCCCUUUGUCUGAAAAGGAAAUCCUGAUUAUUUAAAUGUGUUAUUGGAGACUAAUACCAUUGAAUACCCAAGUGACUUUGGAAAUUCAUUCCCGGUGGAAAACUACAAUAAACACACGAAACAGAUUGUACUAGGGGCUGAGAAAUUCUGAGAGAUAUGGCACUGACCCCUUCCCUUAGAAUCAGGCUUCCAGGUUUCGGUAAGACAGAGUGUGGGCUGGGGACAAAGUGAGAGCCGUGACUGACUCCAAACCUUAUUCCAUUGACUUUGCCAACCAAGCUGACUGAGUCUCUACUGUGAAACAGAGAAAAAAAAUUACUGAUGGACAGAAGCCAAAAUAAAAGUUUGUAGGAAGAAAAUGCAGAUGGAAGAAAGUGGACAUUUAAAGAGUAACCGUUUCAAUAAAAUACAUAAGCCAAACUGAAAUCUGUAAAAUAGUAAAAUUGAUGUUUUUGUUGUUGUAUUGUAUGCAAAGCGUUUCAGAAUUCUGUUCCAAAAGGUUUUUAUAGUUUGCCUCAUUUCCGGUGUUAAGCUGUGUAUCUGUCAGUCUGCUUUGUCGCCUUGUAAAUGGGACAGAAAGUGUCACAAAGGCAGUUAUUGAUUAUUGAUUGUAACUCCAUCUGUAUCAGCAAUGACAAAAUAAACAAGGGAAGACACCACUGCA